Anopheles nili is the source of this 3359-nucleotide messenger RNA. RefSeq lists its product as uncharacterized. Bases 1 to 3069 code for a protein of 1022 amino acids. Gene Ontology annotation, biological process: positive regulation of transcription by RNA polymerase II. NCBI's taxonomy places the organism in Eukaryota, Metazoa, Arthropoda, Insecta, Diptera, Culicidae. Gene Ontology annotation, cellular component: nucleus; cytoplasm. Gene Ontology annotation, molecular function: RNA polymerase II transcription regulatory region sequence-specific DNA binding; DNA-binding transcription activator activity, RNA polymerase II-specific. The transcript has 7 exons. The record is from RefSeq and is a predicted model, not a curated record.
AUGAGCACGAACUCGCCCGGAACGCCGAAGAAGUGUCGGCUGAUACUGCAACAAUGUCUCGCGAUACAGCUGACCAAACCGGGCAACCCGCCCGAGGACUUCUGGAUGUACGACAGCGGCUACACGAUCUUCCAGAAUUUUCUGUCAGCUAACCUCCAGUGCUGGUGGAACGCACCGCUGGCGGCCGCCACGAAGGUCCUUAAGUAUCUCGGUCACAUUUCGCCCGGCAUGCUGCUGAUAACGGCCGAACCCUGCGCACUCGAAAUCAUCCGAAGUGCCUACGCCCGGAGCGUCCUCAAACCGCCGGCCACGUAUCUGAUCAACUCCGUAGGUGACAUCGACGACUGCAUCGUGACACCGAUCGUGCAGACGCAGUUCACGCCACUCACGGAGGCCCUUUGCGACGUCAUCAUGGAGCUGACCUCCCAGGGUCAAUCCGCCACCAUCGAGAACAUACGGAAUCGAUUACGCACAAGGUUCACGCACAUGCAGCAACCGUCGGUAGAGGUCAUCUACGAUACGCUCGUGCAGCUAAUGCAGGAAAUCAAAAUCUACCAAACAUCCAAAGGCUACUUCAUCGUCACGCCUGAGAAACGACGCAACAAAACAAACACCCUGGAGUAUGGCUUCCCGAGCGUGGACCUGGACAACCCGGCACCGACGAAGGAGUCCAAAACGCUGCUCAUGAGCAGCCACGAGGCGCUUAGCAGUCUGUACGGCGAAAUUUCGACUGAGCGUGCCGGCGAUCAGACGCACCAGUGCAUCCAGACCAACCUAGCGGACGUGAUCAGCGGUGGCAACCCGAACGAUAAGAUCCUGUACGCGCGAUCGGCCAGCAAACAGCGCAGUGCGUCCUUCCCGAGCAAUGGGAAAACGCUCGAGCGACGUCACAGUCUGCGGUUUUUCGGUUCGUCUAAACGCUUGCAAAGGUCCGCUUCCACGAGAAGCCUUUCGAAGAACUACGCUCAAACGAUCGGGAAGGAUGGCACAGUUCCACCGGCGAGUCCUGAUCAAUCGACCACUCUCGAAGCGCAAAAGCAAGCGUCCUCCCAAUCGCUGCUGUCGCGAAUUUUCCGACGCAGCACCCGCUCGAAGAGCAAAUCGAAGCAGCUCGAAACCUACUCGGCCCAGUUUCCACCGCCGGAGUGGUUUAACUCAAAGACCACACACCUUCACAGCGUCGGUACGCAGACGACGGACUAUUUGGACUUCCCAAUCAAGUCACGCCUGUUGAACUCCACCUUCUACGACAGUUCGGACGUAAGCCAGCGGUCACUUUCGUUGCCCCGGCGCCGUCACCACCGUCGAAAUCUCUCCAGUGAGUCGACGUUCUUCAUCUCGUCCCGUGACUGUUCGCCGGUGCGUCGUGGCAAGAGUCCCGGUUCGUACUACUGCGGCAGUUUGCCCCGAUCGAUUCACUCGACACCGGCCAGCUCUGGGUACUACAAGGUGGCUCGCAGCAAGCAACUCUCGUCGGCUGACAAGCUGCACAGUACCAGCGACAGCCAGGGCAAGAUGGAGCACAAAACGAGCCGCAGUCUUGGCAUCGCGAGUGGACCCUCGAGUAUCGAUAGUGGGAAAAUGACGUACGUCACUUCCGGACCGUCGAGCUUCGACAGUGAGAAGCUGUCGUCGACGCGGACCAGCACCCACUCCAGUCUGGAGUCGCACGUGUCCUCUUCCACCAUUACCACGGCCAUCCAGCAGCAGCAGCAGCAACAGUCACAGCAAACGGGCAAUUCCGGGAGCUUAUACAUCAACAACGACACGAAGCCUCCAAGCUCGGGCAGUAGUACCGGAAGUCCGAAUCGAGGGUCGCUAAACGGCCAGCUAAAACCAACGGCAACAUCUGCACCCAGCACGGUCACGACGGUUAUGACGGCGAUGGCCUCGACGACGAAGGCCAACAACAGCUACAAGUGCUUUGAGACGACCUUUGGCUACACGAGCACCAAUGGCAGUGGUGGUUUGAAGGGCAGUCCACCAACAGCCCUCAAUGGAAGGCCAACUAAAGGCCCCACAAGUACCGGACUGGGCAGCAUUAACAUUACCAAACCGAUCGAUCAUCUAACAGCGCUAAGCGAGUCACUGCUGCAGUUCCGAUUGAACGGUGAUGCACCGAAUGGGCCGAAUUCCGGAUCCGGUGGGCUAACGGGUUCUUCACCUUCAACUGGAACAACCCACACGGUUCCGGUGGUGCAGCAGUGCGGUCCGCCUGAGCUGAACAAGUACAAUAAAAACAGCACCAUGAACAACAGCAAACCGUUGGCACCGAUGGCGACGGUUCCGGUGCAGCCUCCGGCUAAUUUCUUCUACAAAAACGUGCUGAAGAACAUCCAGCAUGAUAGCAAGAACAUUUGCGGUGAUCUGGCCAUCGAGAAGACGUCACCUCGCGGCUACGAUGAUUGCACUGGACGGAUCGGAGCGCUGCAGAGCAACCUGCGCCGUUCGAACUCGGAGAUCAAGAAGCUCAACUCGAACCACGGUCAGGUGGACGGGAAGCAGACGCUAGCGGAAGAUCCCUGUGGUCCGAAGUGUGGCCAAACGAUCCCACCAGCUCAACCGCUCAAUGGUCUGAUCGUGAUGAAGAAGAGCCUAUCGGUGUCGAGUGAACCUAACCUGCUGGCGAAUGGUGACAGCAAGAUCACGAUCCUCGUAAAGGAGAACGGCGUAGGAGCACCUGAGCGACAUCUAGGUGGAGAUGGCACGCUGUUGGCAGACCGGAACCGGACCGAUGACCGGAAACGGUACUCGCAUUACGACGAGCUUGACCGGCGGUUCAGCUACCAGAGUGUGACCCGCGACGAGCCGGUUAUGCUGGAGGAGAUGUACGAAUUCCCAAGUCUGUCCGAUUUGAGCUUCAACUUUACGUCGCUAGCGGCACAGAAGAUCCUGCAGGGUGACGCGAGCCUGAACAGCAUCGACACGCUUGUGGAGCUGAACAUCAAUCAGGAGAAGCAGCAGACGCUAAUGCGGCUGAAGAACGACGCACGGCUCCUGGCGCAAACGGGCACUCCACCCGCCGAGCCCGACACCGGCAAGGUGAUGACGGACUUCGGAAUGGUCUGAGCGGGUAGUGGCCACCCCAUGUUCUGCUUCCCGGCGUACUCGCUCACGUUUAAAAGUGCCAAUAUCUUAGGAGCUUAUUAUUAGGAUCACGAGCGGUUCGCCGAUCGGAGUGACGCUCCUUAAGGCGGUCCGACGGUUUCCUUAAGCGCACACGCGUGGCGCCCCAACCGUAGCUAGGCGAGGUUGUAGACUAAGCGUCAUCGUUUAGAACCUUGUUUUUUCUUUCUUUCUUUCGCGCCCCACCUCCGGACGGAACGCAUGUAAUCGUAACCAUUUUAGCGAGCACAAUG